AUGAAGAGCUUCUUCCUUACCUGUGCCCUAUUGGCCUCGUCCACCUACGGACACAUCCAAAUGUCCAAGCCAUUCCCUAUCCGCAGUCCCUUGAACCCAGCAAACAGCGAAAAGGACUACUCGUACACCAGUCCUCUGUCCACCGAUGGAUCCAACUAUCCCUGCAAAGGCUAUCAUAAAGAUGCCUUCAAUUCCGUGGCCAGUUAUAGCCAGGGUCAGACAUAUCAAAUCGAGCUCCAGGGCAGCGCUACUCAUGGCGGAGGGUCAUGCCAGAUUUCCCUGUCCUACGACAACGGACAGACUUUCCAAGUCAUCCACUCGAUGCUCGGCGGAUGUCCGUUGCAAAGCAGCUACAGCUUUAAGGUUCCCGCAGACGCUCCCUCCGGCCAAGCUCUCCUUGCCUGGAGUUGGUUCAACAAGAUUGGCAACCGCGAGAUGUACAUGAACUGCGCUCAAGUCACCAUCGGCAGCGGUGCUCGCGAAGCAGGGUUUACAUCUGUCUCCCGUCGCGACGCCUUCAGCAGUCUUCCGCCUAUCUUCAUUGCCAACGUCAACGGCCCCGGCCAAUGCAAGACAAUCGAAGGCCAAGAAGUCAACUUUCCCCUCCCCGGCCCAGACGUCGAGGGAAGCCUCUCCGGCACGGGCUACGAGUGCGCCGCAUCCGCUCCGUUCCUACGCACUUCCAAGUCCCCCAACGCUGCAUUGUCGACCGGCGCAGACUCGGACUUCCCCACCAUCUUCGACUCCGACUCCGGCAUGGAUUCUGAUUCCUAUAACACCGGGUCCGCUAAAGGCACUCCCAGCACCACCUCCCUAGCGCACGCCCCCUUGGCAUCCUCCUCCGCCGCUGUCGCGUCGCCUUCAUCCUCCUCAGUGGCAGAAUCCUCUGCAGCCAGGGCCGCCUCCUCUUUCGGAGUAACAGUUCCAACCCUACGCCCCGAGUUCCCCAUCGGAGGCCCAGACACUCCUUGCGUCCCCGGAACCGUGAUUUGCUCCAGGGACGGCGGCAGCUGGUGGCUCUGCAACCAGGGUUAUCCGGUACACAUGGGCAAGGUCGCUGCGGGGACUCACUGCGUUCAUGGCGCGAUGCAGCGUCUUGAUUAA
This is a messenger RNA of Aspergillus calidoustus, 1104 nucleotides long. NCBI's taxonomy places the organism in Eukaryota, Fungi, Ascomycota, Eurotiomycetes, Eurotiales, Aspergillaceae. The record is from the annotation of a GenBank genome assembly.